ACUGUAUGUAUAGUAUUGCAUGAAUAUUUGUUGUAACUGCACAUCUACUUUUUGUAGAAUUGCGAGGCUGCCACAUGCAGGUGGAAGGACGGCUUUAUUCACUCAAGAGCAAGAGGCCAUUAUAGUGGGCAUGGUCCUUCAAGAUAAUGUAAUACGACUCAGAGAAAUCCAGGAACGAGUGAUACAAGACAACACACACCUCCAGGGAAUCAACAGUGUGAGCAUUUCCACAAUUGACCAUGUCCUCCAUCGUAACAGGAUGCGAAUGAAACAAGUAUACAAAGUACCCUUUGAGCGCAACUCACCAAGGGUGAAAGAACUGCGAGCUCAGUAUGUGCAAACAAUAUUUGACUUGGAGUCCUUGGACAGACCCCAUGACUUCAUCUUUGUCGAUGAAGCAGGCUUCAAUCUAACAAAGAGGAGACGGACAGGCCGAAACAUCAUUGGACAGCGGGCCAUUGUUGAAGUCCCUGGUCAACGAGGUGGCAAUGUCACCAUUUGUGCUGCUAUUAGCAACCAUGGUGUUCUACAUCACCAUGUUACACUCGGGCCAUAUAACACCCAGCACCUUCUAAGAUUUAUUGCCAAUCUAAGAGAUAUUUUAUUUGAGCUGCAGGUUCAAGACCAUCAGGGUCAAGAGCUAAAUGAGAAUCCCAUUCCCACCUAUGUGAUAGUGUGGGACAAUGUCAGUUUCCACCGAGCUGCUCCGGUAAGGGAAUGGUUUAACAUCAGUGAGCAGUUUAUGAACUUGUACCUCCCUCCAUACUCGCCUUUCCUGAAUCCGAUUGAGGAGUUUUUCCUCCUCUUGGAGAUGGAAAGUGUAUGAUAGACAACCCUACACCAGAGUAAAUCUUCUGCAAGCCAUGGAUUUAGCUUGUGGUGAUAUAGGUGAGGAAUCAUGUCAGGACUGGAUACGGCACACAAGAGGCUUCUUCCCCCGUUGCCUCAGGAGGGACAAUAUUGCUUGUGAUGUUGACGAAGUGCUCUUGGCUGACCCAGCCCAAAGACGAGAAGAAGCAAAUUGAUCACGUUUACUCCUUCGAUUUUUGUCCCUUUUAGUAUUGUAUACUGUAGUACAGUGCAUUGUAUGCUGUUUACUGUACAAUGAACAAAUUGUAUGGCCCAAAACAUUGAGAUUAAAAAUUUGCUUCUCCCUGAGAACUAUAUGUUUUGAACAAAGUGUUUUCUGUUUUUU
Labeo rohita (rohu) is the source of this 1195-nucleotide messenger RNA. RefSeq lists its product as uncharacterized. The transcript is spliced from 2 exons. The record is from RefSeq and is a predicted model, not a curated record. NCBI's taxonomy places the organism in Eukaryota, Metazoa, Chordata, Actinopteri, Cypriniformes, Cyprinidae. Gene Ontology annotation, molecular function: nucleic acid binding. Bases 20 to 826 code for a protein of 268 amino acids.